GGAAGGAUACGUUCCGACGACUCCUUGUGAGGGCUCCUACGCAAUGAUGGGAGGAGGUGAACACAGGGAGCAGGAGGGGGAGGAGGAGGACGACAGGAGGAAGCACAAGACCCAAUACUCGGCACCAUCAUGGCACCUAUCGGAUUAAAGGCGGUGGUCGGAGAGAAAAUUAUGAAUGAUGUCAUCAAGAAGGUGAAGAAGAAGGGCGAAUGGAAGGCCCUGAUUGUGGACCAGCUCAGCAUGAGGAUGUUGUCCUCUUGCUGCAAGAUGACGGACAUCAUGACAGAGGGCAUCACCAUUGUGGAGGACAUCAACAAGCGACGAGAGCCUCUUCCCAGCCUGGAGGCCAUUUUUCUGAUUACGCCGACAGAGAAGUCAGUCCACACCCUCAUUGGAGACUUCAAGGACCCGCAUUCGGCAAAAUACAAAGCGGCUCAUGUUUUCUUCACCGACUCCUGUCCCGAUCCCCUCUUCAAUGAGCUGGUCAAGAGCCGCGCUUCCAAAACCAUCAAGACAUUGACGGAGAUCAACAUCGCCUUCUUGCCGUACGAGUCUCAGGUGUACUCUCUGGACAAUGCCGAUGCCUUUCACAGUUUCUACAGCCCUCAUAAGACCCAGCUGAAGAACCCCGUGAUGGAGAGGCUGGCUGAGCAACUGGCCACGCUGUGCGCCACGCUGAAGGAGUACCCUGCGGUCAGAUACCGAGGGGACUACAAAGACAACGCCACCUUGGCUCAGCUGGUUCAGGAUAAACUGGAUGCCUACAAGGCUGAUGACCCCACCAUGGGAGAGGGUCCGGAUAAGGCCCGCUCCCAAUUGAUCAUCCUGGACAGGGCCUUUGACCCCGUCUCACCUGUCCUGCAUGAGCUCACCUUCCAGGCUAUGGGCUACGAUUUGCUGCCAAUCGAAAACGACGUCUACAAGUACGACACGAGCGGCAUGGGAGACUCUCGUGAGAAAGAGGUUCUUCUCCACGAAGACGAUGAUCUGUGGGUGAGCCUGAGACACAAACACAUUGCAGAGGUGUCCCAGGAAGUGACGCGCCAGCUGAAGGAGUUUUCCUCCAGCAAGAGAAUGAACACCGGAGAGAAGACCACAAUGAGGGAUCUGUCCCAGAUGUUGAAGAAAAUGCCCCAAUAUCAGAAGGAACUCAGCAAGUAUUCCACUCACCUGCAGCUGGCGGAAGACUGCAUGAAGCAUUACCAGGGAACAGUGGACAAGCUGUGCCGCGUGGAACAGGACCUGGCGAUGGGCACGGAUGCCGAGGGGGAGAAGAUCAAAGACCCAAUGAGGGCCAUCGUGCCCAUUCUGCUGGAUGCCAACGUCAGCACAUACGACAAGAUUCGCAUCAUCCUGCUCUACAUCUUCCUCAAGAACGGCAUCACGGAGGAGAACCUGAACAAGCUCAUCCAGCACGCUCAGAUUCCCCCUGAAGACAGCGAGAUCAUCACCAACAUGGCGCAUCUGGGUGUCCCGAUUGUCACCGACUCAACCCUCCGCCGAGGCAAGAAAUUGGACAGGAAGGAGCGGGUCAGUGAGCAGACCUACCAAUUGUCCCGCUGGACACCGCUGGUCAAGGACAUCAUGGAGGAUGCCAUUGAUGAUAAACUCGACACAAAGCACUACCCCUACAUUUCCACCCGCUCUUCUGCUUCCUUCAGCACCACUGCCGUCAGCGCUCGGUACGGACACUGGCACAAGAACAAGACACCCGGAGAAUACCGCACAGGCCCGAGGGUCAUGGUCUUCAUCAUUGGGGGAGUGUCCUUUAGCGAGAUGCGCUGCGCCUACGAGGUCACACAGGCCAACGGCAAGUGGGAAGCCAUCAUCGGUUCCACCCACAUGCUCACCCCCACCAAAUUCUUAUCGGACCUGCAGCACCCCGACUUCCGAGAGUCCACUAGGGUGUCCUUUGAGGACGCGGACGCCUCAGACGAGUGAGGCAGAGACAGAUUGGGAGGGAGGGAGAGAGAAAUCACACAGACAAAAAAAGAUCAACCAACAUCUUUACCCCCACCACCCUGCUGGAGCAGCUCAAGGCCAUGAACAAACCAGACGAAGAAGUGACGAGUUAAAAAUCUCUGCCCCCCCCCCUCGUCCAAUCUCUCUCCUCUUUACUUUCCUAUUUACAUCAACCAUUACCUUUCUUCUGUAUGCAUCUUGCUUGAGGAUAAUAAUAAGAGUAAAAAAAAAAACGUCAUCAAAGAUGACAAGAAAAUAUAUGUUCUCACAAAAGAGUAAAAAAACAAGUAUUCUCAUGUUUUGCAAUGGAUGCAAAGAAACGACUUGAUUGAGGUAUCCAGAGCAGUCGGCCAUUUUAAAAGGAACACACCAAAAUGUCAGCGUGUACUGUAUGCUAUAAAACCUGCUAGAAUAUGUCAAAGGUCAAUCUAUCCUUGUUGGUCGUCCUGGGGUACCCGCUUCGGGUCAGUGUCGUGAAAGCGGCUGGAGGAGGGGAUGUGCCAUUUGAGAGGUUCGAGUUGUAAAAUAUAUCAUAUCAAUCAACAUGCAAUAUAUAUAUAAAAAUAUAUCUAACCGGGGAGGAGUUGCCCCCUGCCGCCCAUUUGAGAUGUUUGUAUCAAAGUAGCAUGCUUGGACGUAUCUGGACUGUUAACUGUGUUUGUAUCCCGUGUGGAUGUGUGUUUGGGGAGCUCAGCUUUUCUUUUCCACCCAAGAUUGUGUUUUGGAUACUCUACUGAAAGACCUUUCCGCUUUCCCAAAACGUCUACGGAAGCAUCCGCGGCUCAGCUUGCGGCUCGGCGCGCGAGCUCAGACUAUGCAAAUUCACCACGCGAACGCUUUCGCCGUCACUUGAGGGAUCGUUGCGGUCCGGUCACUUGGUGAUUUUUAAAGCAAGUCAUCCCUCCACUGACAGCCCAGAUUAUGAAGUAUUCAACUGCCCCCCCUUCUCCAGACAAUGUCAAGUUUUCAUGUUAAAUGAAUACGCUAAACCAGUGGUGUCCAAAUUAAAGCCCAGGGGCCAUUUACGGCCCGCUAUCCAUUUUCAGCGGACCGCGACAUGUCCCCCUGCUCUAAAAAAAUAUAUAUAUUACAAAUGACAUUUGACAUGGCUAGUUAGAAAAACUGAAGGUGGGCAGAGUGAGAAAGGAGAGAACUUUUCUCUAUAUUCCUAGAUUUAAAUAAAAGAAGAACAUCAUAUAUCUUCAAAAUGCUGUCGUGAAUAAGGAGAAUUCAAUGUUUGAGCUAAAAAUAGUUUCUUCCACUUUGUGCUCUAUGAAUAUUUAUGAAGACAUCACAUCAACGAUCCUCAAGUAACUGAAAAAUGGUCACCUUACUACAGUUAGUUCUUUUUUCGGUCUGAACGUGGCCCUUUCAUCCUUCCAUUUUUUUUUCUGCAUGCGGCCCUCAACCAAACAAGUUUGGACGCCCCUGCUCGAAAAGAAGCCUUCUUGUGUUUCAGUAUUGUAUCCUGUCAGUCUUAUUAUUGCUUGUCGUAAUGACGUUUCAUUGGAACAUGCACUGUGUCGGUGUUGUGAUGCCAUUUGUUGCCGUUUAGCGUCUCACUGUUGGAUGUUUCGGACUGUGAAGUAGUGCUAACUUUCCUUUAUGAAAGCCAAUAAGACGCCACUGUAUUUGCAAUGUUUUAGCUGUAGCUGUUAGCUGGAAACAAACGAAAAAAAAGAAAAGAAUAUCUAUAUUUUCUUUGCCUGAUUUUCCGCUGGUGCAAAUGUAAAUCCUCUCCGAUGGUGAAUGGCUUUGCAAGAGAAAACAAAAAAAAAAUCCACAUUUCCUCCCAUCCCUUUUCCUCUUACCCAGCCAAACAAGUUGAAUAUUGCACUUCAAGUUUUCUGUGCUGCAAAUGCUUACUGGUGUUUAUUUUUGUUUCAAUUCAUUUGCCGUUCUAGCGGAUGAACUGUCAUAUUGCUUGAUUUCUUUCCCAAUUUCCAUCCGUCCAUUAUCCGAACCGCUUAUCCUAAUUAGAAAAGUAUCAGCACAUUAGUCUGUCGUUAAAUUGUUUAACUUAUUGGGAAUGUAUGUUUGCGAGUGUUGAAGCACAAACAAUACUUCCAUGUGUAACAUAUAUGUACUAAGGCUGUCGAAUAAAUUGGCUUCCAUUA
This is a messenger RNA of Hippocampus zosterae (dwarf seahorse), 4079 nucleotides long. Its product is annotated as syntaxin-binding protein 1. Gene Ontology annotation, molecular function: syntaxin binding. The transcript has 20 exons. Bases 130 to 1941 code for a protein of 603 amino acids. Lineage: Eukaryota; Metazoa; Chordata; Actinopteri; Syngnathiformes; Syngnathidae. Gene Ontology annotation, cellular component: plasma membrane; secretory granule. The record is from RefSeq and is a predicted model, not a curated record. Gene Ontology annotation, biological process: neurotransmitter secretion; intracellular protein transport; vesicle-mediated transport.